AUGCCAUCUGCACAACCACCAGCAUCCCUCGCCUCCAGCUCCUCCGAACCAUCCUGUUCUCCCAUUCCUGCCAGCGCAAGCACAACAGCAGAGGACGCUCAUACUCGCUCCUCCACCACCCCCACCGGCCCCUCAUCCUCCAAGCAAGCGGCCAUCUCAGGCACAGGCACAGCGACUGACCGGGAUAAACCACGCCUCACAGAACAAGAAAAGAAGAACAACCACAUCGCCUCGGAACAGAAGCGACGAGCCGCGAUCAGAGAGGGCUUCGAUCGGCUUACGGAGUUGGUGCCGGGGCUGGAAGGCCAGGGCCGGAGCGAGAGCAUCGUGCUCCGCAAAACGGUGGACUUCAUACACUUGAAGCUACAGGAGAGGCAGGAGCUUAUUGCUGAGAUCGAGAGCAGAGGCGGACACAUUGACGAUGCGUUUCGAACGUGA
This is a messenger RNA of Aspergillus viridinutans, 438 nucleotides long. RefSeq lists its product as uncharacterized. Lineage: Eukaryota; Fungi; Ascomycota; Eurotiomycetes; Eurotiales; Aspergillaceae. Gene Ontology annotation, biological process: regulation of transcription by RNA polymerase II. Bases 1 to 438 code for a protein of 145 amino acids. Gene Ontology annotation, molecular function: RNA polymerase II cis-regulatory region sequence-specific DNA binding; protein dimerization activity; DNA-binding transcription factor activity, RNA polymerase II-specific. The transcript has a single exon. The record is from RefSeq and is a predicted model, not a curated record.